GUAUUGAGGAAAAGGCCAGUAACUGGUCUAGAUUUUGCAUCUUUAUGUCCUAGCCUUAUUAUAACAUAUAACCUCUUUCCAGAAAAAUUUAUAUUAAGUUCAAAGGAUGCCGAUAUUGCACGAAAAAUUGGGAAUACUCUACAUAAGAUUAAGGAUUUAUUUAACAAGAGAGUUGAGUUUAAAAUACGACUAGCUUUAUUAGGAAAGAAAAAAGAACAACUUGAGAAGUUGAUAAGUUCAGCUAAAGAGAGGGGCAAAAGGAUUCCAGAAAGGGAAGCAGGAAACUCAAAAUCUCCAAUCUUUCUUCGCGAAUUGGCUGAAAGAAUUACUUCAACAGGAAAAUACAACCUUAAUCUUGUUACAGAAUUCGUAAUAGAGAAAGGAUUUGGGAUAAAAUAUGGGAUACCGAUUCUUUAUAUCUAA
Molecule: messenger RNA, 423 nt
Organism: Funneliformis geosporum
Lineage: Eukaryota; Fungi; Glomeromycota; Glomeromycetes; Glomerales; Glomeraceae
Source: the annotation of a GenBank genome assembly